Messenger RNA from Telopea speciosissima, 950 nucleotides. Its product is annotated as hypersensitive-induced response protein 1-like. The transcript is spliced from 6 exons. The record is from RefSeq and is a predicted model, not a curated record. Bases 41 to 901 code for a protein of 286 amino acids. NCBI's taxonomy places the organism in Eukaryota, Viridiplantae, Streptophyta, Magnoliopsida, Proteales, Proteaceae.
UUUCUCGCACUCAGACCUGCUCAACUGGUAAGAGUCAAAUAUGGGACAAGCACUUUGCUGUAUUCAAGUAGAUCAGUCAAACGUGGCCAUCAAAGAGACUUUUGGAAAGUUUGAUGAUGUGCUUGAGCCUGGCUGUCAUUUCUUGCCUUGGUGUCUGGGGAGUCAGAUAGCUGGGCACCUUUCAUUGCGGGUGCAGCAACUUGAUGUUCGAUGUGAAACAAAGACUAAGGAUAAUGUCUUUGUCACUGUGGUUGCAUCUGUUCAAUACCGCCCUUUGGCAGAGAAAGCAUCUGAUGCUUUCUAUAAGCUCAGCAACACCAGGGCGCAGAUCCAAGCAUAUGUUUUCGAUGUUAUCAGGGCAAGCGUGCCAAAGUUGGAGUUGGAUUCUGCCUUCGAGCAAAAGAAUGAGAUAGCAAAAGCUGUUGAAGAUGAGCUUGAAAAGGCUAUGUCAGCAUAUGGUUAUGAGAUUGUCCAGACACUUAUUGUGGAUAUUGAACCAGACGAGCGUGUAAAGAGAGCAAUGAAUGAAAUAAAUGCAGCUGCUAGAAUGAGGGUGGCAGCAAAUGAGAAGGCUGAAGCAGAGAAGAUAUUGCAGAUCAAGCGAGCUGAGGGAGAUGCAGAGUCCAAGUAUCUGUCAGGGCUUGGUGUAGCUCGCCAGCGCCAGGCCAUUGUGGAUGGAUUGAGGGACAGUGUACUGGCCUUCUCUGUGAAUGUGCCAGGGACAACAGCAAAGGAUGUAAUGGACAUGGUACUUGUGACCCAAUACUUUGAUACAAUGAAGGAGAUUGGAGCAUCAUCAAAGUCUUCUGCUGUUUUCAUACCUCAUGGGCCCGGAGCUGUGAAGGACGUUGCUUCGCAGAUUAGGGAAGGUCUUCUUCAGGGUAAUGCCAUUUCGGAGUAAAGGACAUUACUUGGUGGUCUAUGUUUCUGUUAUAGUUAGCGGCUAAAUC